Messenger RNA from Condylura cristata (star-nosed mole), 4050 nucleotides. It is a transcript of the gene HDAC7, whose product is annotated as histone deacetylase 7. The transcript has 26 exons. Gene Ontology annotation, molecular function: histone deacetylase activity. The record is from RefSeq and is a predicted model, not a curated record. Gene Ontology annotation, biological process: negative regulation of transcription by RNA polymerase II; chromatin organization. NCBI's taxonomy places the organism in Eukaryota, Metazoa, Chordata, Mammalia, Eulipotyphla, Talpidae. Bases 128 to 3034 code for a protein of 968 amino acids. Gene Ontology annotation, cellular component: histone deacetylase complex.
CUCCACGCCUGUCCUGCUAUCCUACGUGUGGCUGUUGCUGUGGGCUGUGCGCGCAUGGACGUGUGAGCACGGGGGUCCUUCCCAGAAGCGUGUCUUUGCAAAUGCUCUUGGCCCUGUGUAAACAUGGAUGCAAACUCGUGUACGCUGUGUAUGCAAGGAUGGGACCCAGGUGAGCCCGAGUGCCCACUGCCCCCGUGCCCCUGGCACAGGCUGCCCCAGGCCCCCAGCUGACACGUCUGGCCGCCUGCCCCAGCCCAUGGACCUGCGGGUGGGUCAGCGGCCCUCGGUGGAGCCCCCACCAGAGCCCACGCUGCUGGCCCUGCAGCACCCCCAGCGCCUGCACCAACACCUCUUCCUCGCAGGCCUGCAGCAGCAGCACUCAGCGGAACCCAUGAGGCUCUCCAGGGACGCACCGAUGCCCGAAUUACAAGUUGGGCAGCAGGAGCAAGAGCUGCGGCAGCUUCUCAAUAAGGACAAGAGCAAGCGGAGCGCCGUCGCCAGCAGUGUGGUGAAGCAGAAGCUGGCAGAGGUGAUCCUGAAGAAAAAGCAGGCAGCCCUGGAGAGAACAGUCCGGCGCAAUAGCCCCAGCAUUCCCUACAGGACUCUCAAGCCCUUGGAGACGGAAGGAGCCGCCAGCUCCAUGCUGAGCAGCUUUCUGCGUCCUGUCCCCAGCCUACCCAGUGACCCCCCAGAGCACUUCCCUCUGCGUAAGACAGUCUCUGAGCCCAACCUGAAGCUGCGCUACAAGCCCAAGAAGUCCCUGGAGCGGAGGAAGAACCCGCUGCUCAGAAAGGAGAGCGCUCCGCCCAGCCUCCGGGACUCCUCCCCCAGCAGCAGCAGCACACCUGCCUCAGGAUGCAGCUCCCCCAAUGACAGCGAGCACGGCCCCAACCCGGUCCUGGGCUCAGAGGCGCUCUUGGGCCAGCGGCUGCGGCUGCAGGAGACCUCUCUGGCCCCGUUCGCCUUGCCGACUGUGUCCUUGCUGCCCGCAAUCACACUGGGGCUUCCUGCUCCUGUCAGGGCUGAUGGUGACCGCAGGACUCAUCCGACUCUGGGCCCUCGGGGGCCAGUGUUGGGGAGCCCCCAUGCUCCCCUCUUCUUGCCCCAUGGCCUGGAGCCCGAGGCUGGGGGCCCCUUGCCCUCUCGCCUGCAGCCCAUUCUCCUUCUGGAUCCCUCAGUUUCUCAUGCCCCACUGCUGACUGUGCCCGGGCUUGGGCCCCUGCCCUUCCACUUUGCCCAGUCCUUACUGACCACCGAGCGGCUCUCCGGGUCAGGCCUCCACUGGCCGCUGAGCCGGACCCGCUCAGAGCCCCUGCCCCCAAGCACCGCCGCCCAGCUGUUCAAGAGGUCGGCCAAGCCAAGUGAGAAGCCCGGGCUGCGGCAGAUACCGUCCACUGAGGACCUGGAGACGGAUGGUGGGGGCACAGGGCCAGUGGUGGAGGACAGCCCGGAACGCAGGGAGUCCACCCAUGGGCAGCACGAGGCCAGAGGCCCUGUUCCUCUCCAGCAGCACCAGCAGGUAUUCCUCUGGGAGCAGCAGCGAUUAGCCAGGCGGCUGACUGGUGGAGGCACUGGGAGCUCGGUGCUGCUUCCCCUGGCCCAGGGAGGUCACCGGCCCCUGUCCAGGGCUCAGUCGUCUCCGGCUGCACCUGCCUCGCUGCCAACCCCAGAGUCCACCAGCCAGGCCCGCAUCCUCUCCAGCUCAGAGACCCCCGUCAGGACCCUGCCCUUCACCACAGGGCUGGUGUAUGACUCGGUCAUGCUGAAGCACCAGUGCUCCUGCGGAGACAACAGCAGGCAUCCGGAACACGCAGGCCGCAUCCAGAGCAUCUGGUCCCGGCUGCAGGAGCGGGGGCUCCGGAGCCAGUGUGAGUGUCUCCGGGGCCGCAAGGCCUCCCUGGAGGAGCUGCAGGCCGUGCACUCGGAGCGCCACGUGCUCCUCUAUGGCACCAACCCCCUCAGCCGCCUCAAACUGGACAACGGAAAGCUGCCAGGGCUCCUGGCAGAGCGGAUGUUCGUGAUGCUGCCCUGUGGCGGGGUUGGGGUGGACACUGACACCAUCUGGAACGAGCUGCACUCCUCAAACGCAGCCCGCUGGGCUGCUGGCAGCGUCACCGACCUCGCCUUCAAAGUGGCUUCCCGAGAGCUAAAGAAUGGUUUUGCUGUUGUUCGGCCCCCAGGACAUCAUGCAGACCAUUCCACAGCCAUGGGCUUCUGCUUCUUCAACUCAGUGGCCAUCGCCUGCCGGCAGCUGCAACAACAGGGCAAGGCCAGCAAGAUCCUCAUUGUGGACUGGGAUGUUCACCAUGGCAACGGCACCCAGCAGACCUUCUACCAGGACCCCAGUGUACUCUACAUCUCCCUGCAUCGCCAUGAUGAUGGCAACUUCUUCCCAGGCAGUGGGGCUGUGGACGAGGUGGGGGCUGGCAGCGGCGAAGGCUUCAAUGUCAACGUGGCCUGGGCUGGAGGUCUGGACCCCCCAGUGGGGGAUCCUGAAUAUCUGGCCGCCUUCAGGAUAGUCGUGAUGCCCAUAGCCCGCGAGUUCUCUCCAGAUCUGGUCCUGGUGUCGGCUGGGUUUGAUGCUGCCGAGGGCCACCCGGCCCCACUAGGUGGCUACCAUGUCUCUGCCAAAUGUUUUGGAUAUAUGACACAGCAACUGAUGAGCUUGGCGGGAGGUGCAGUGGUGCUGGCCUUGGAGGGUGGCCAUGACCUCACGGCCAUUUGUGAUGCCUCUGAGGCCUGUGUCGCUGCUCUUCUUGGCAACAAGGUGGAUCCCCUCUCAGAAGAAGGCUGGAAACAGAAACCCAACCUCAAUGCCAUCCGUUCUCUGGAAGCUGUGAUCCGGGUGCACAGUAAAUACUGGGGCUGCAUGCAGCACCUGGCCUCCUGUCCAGACUCCUGGGUGCCCAGGGUGCCAGGGGCUGACGCAGAAGUGGAGGCAGUGACGGCACUGGCAUCCCUCUCCGUGGGCAUCCUGGCUGAGGAGAGGCCCUCAGAGCAGCUGGUGGAGGAGGAAGAACCUAUGAAUCUCUAAGUCUUCGGAACCAAUCUGCCCAUUCACCCCACCCUUUGGACCUGGUUCUCUUCUAACAGCUGGCAACAGUGUCCCUCCCCAGGGUCUUCAGAGAUCCUGUGGGCAGGUAGUCAGGGCCAGAGAACAGCCUCUCGACAGUCACCCCAAGGAGCUUCAGGAGGCCCCUGGCUCUAGAUGGGGACAAAAGGGACCCUGGGAGGAGGCAGGCUCGGCAGGCAGCCAGCAGGCCUCAGCGGGGCUCUCCCAAGAACAGCAUCUACCCUGUGGGGUCCAGGCCCUGGCUGGGCCCCCAUUCCUCAGGACUGCACAGAGGACACUGGCUUGGUCAGGCCGCCUUCCCCACCUGUAACCACUAUUCUUGGUUCUGUAGACUCGGACUUUGCACACAGCCCCAGACUCCACACAGAAAUGUGAACUUGGCCUCUGUCAGGGUGGCCCUUCCUAGGCUCUGAGGGCCGGGGCUGGGAAGUGGUGAUGGGGAGAAGCCAAGGGGUCCCAUUCCCUGAGUCGGCCAGCGCCUCUUCCUACCUGCCCCCUCUAAUGGCUCUGGAAGCUUCCCCUGCCCCUGAGCAGUGAGAUGAUGCCCCUCCCAGAGCCCUCACCAGCAGGCCUCCCGUCUGGUCCUGCCCCGCCAGAGGCUGCUGCUUGUCACCAUCUCAGUGCCCGGUGGAGCAGAAGGUGCUUGGCGUUUUGUGCUUCCUGACCCAAUGGUGCCAAACCCUCAUCUCCCCUCAGGAGCACAGCAGGGCCUCCAGGGAUCCCUCAGCCUUUGGCCCCUCCACGAGCCUGCUCUUUCUGGGGUCCCCCACCCCAACUCUGAUUCCCACCCACACAGGACUAGCUUGGCUGAAGGGGGGCGGGAGAACAGAGGCAAGGUGUGGGGAGGGGAGGCUGCCCUGGCAAAGUCUUCACAGCUUCUAGGGUUCAGGCCUGGGGCCAAGAAGGAAAGUAUUUGUGUGUGUGUAGGCGUGCGUGUGUACGUGAGUGUGUGUGUGUGUGUGUGUGUGUGUGUGUGU